Messenger RNA from Exophiala dermatitidis NIH/UT8656, 2129 nucleotides. Its product is annotated as ATP-dependent RNA helicase. The transcript has a single exon. The coding region runs from base 137 to 1711 and encodes 524 amino acids. Gene Ontology annotation, biological process: rRNA processing. Gene Ontology annotation, cellular component: nucleolus. Gene Ontology annotation, molecular function: RNA binding; ATP binding; RNA helicase activity. The record is from RefSeq and is a predicted model, not a curated record. Lineage: Eukaryota; Fungi; Ascomycota; Eurotiomycetes; Chaetothyriales; Herpotrichiellaceae.
GCCGCUGGCACGGUACCACUUCAAACGCAUUCAUUACUUACCGUACCCCUACUAUCCCUGCGUUUUCACUUCCCUUUCCCAGAGCCGAGUUUCGUUCAACUGUACACUGGCAUAAAGCCUCAAACGCAUUAUCAACAUGAGCAAACAUAAACUCGACGACCCAGAGGCCCAAUUGGCCAAGCAGGAGAAGAAGCGGAGAAGAAAAGAAGAGAAAAACCGCAAGGAAGCGUCACGUCUGCAGGACAUCACGCCCAGUUCGACCGAUGCCACUGCGCAAUCGACACCAGCGCCAGAAAAUACAAAUGAAACUGCGGACGAUGGCGACACCUACAAGCCUGACUCGUCGCUCGACGCACUGCCCCAAACGGCGGUGGACGAGUUCCUCAAAUCCGAAUCCGUCCAGAUCGAGGACCCAAAGAAGAGCGACCUGCGGCCCAUCCUAGCCUUCACGCAACUGCCAUCAAAUCUCAAGACGCAAUUUUCCAGCGUGUUCUCCUCGUUCGAAAAACCCUCGUCAAUCCAAUCUGCAGCAUGGCCAUUCUUACUGUCCGGACGUGACGUCGUGGGCGUGGCCGAAACCGGCAGCGGCAAGACGAUCGCAUUCGGCAUGCCAUUGAUAUUCCGUCUUUCAGGCCUAAAGAAGAAAAAGGGGAUCCGAGCGGUAGUUGUCGCCCCGACGCGGGAGUUGGCGAUCCAAGUAUUCGAGCAGAUCGACAAGCUGUGCAAGACGGCCACGAGCGCCGGACAGAAACUGAAGCCGGUCUGUAUCUACGGCGGGACCAACAAAGACGAGCAGCGCCGCAGCCUGCAGGGGGCAAAUAUCGUCGUGGCUACUCCCGGUAGACUCAAGGAUUUCAUGUCCGACGGGACGAUUGACGUGUCCAAGACCCGAUAUCUCGUCCUGGACGAAGCCGACCGGAUGCUCGACAAAGGGUUCGAAGACGACAUCAAGCACAUCAUUUCGCAGAUGCCCUCGUCCAGCAAACGACAGACGGCCAUGUUCACGGCCACCUGGCCCAAAUCCAUCCGCGACCUGGCUGCCACGUUCAUGAAAGAACCCGUCAAGAUCACCAUUGGACGCAACGACGCCGACGACUCGGGCGAGCUGCGCGCCAACACCCGCAUCGUCCAAAAGAUCGAGGUGAUGGACGGCUCGGACAAACAGAACCGUCUCUUACAACUUUUGAGAGAGCAUACUGCCGGCAAGAAGCGCAAUGAUCGCAUCCUGGUGUUUUGUCUGUACAAGAAAGAAGCCCUUCGGAUCGAGAAUUUCAUCCGCAGCCGCGGAUUCAACGUCGCUGGAAUCCACGGUGACAUGUCGCAGUCUGCUCGCAUCGCCAGUCUGGAAGCUUUCAAAUCUGGGUCCGUGAGCCUGCUGGUCGCCACUGAUGUUGCGGCAAGAGGACUGGAUAUUCCCGAGGUCAAGUUGGUCAUCAAUGUGACCUUUCCCCUUACUGCCGAAGACUAUGUGCACCGCAUCGGCAGAACUGGUCGCGCCGGCAAAGAGGGUUUGGCCAUCACCAUGUUCACUGAACAGGACAAAGCCCUUGCCGGGGCGCUGGUCAAUGUUCUCCGUGCGGCCAAGCAGGAUGUUCCGGAAGAUCUGUUGCGGUUCGGCACCACCGUCAAGAAGAAGCAGCAUGACGCGUACGGUGCGUUUUAUCGUGAGGCAGAGGAAGGGAAGAAGGCCACCAAAAUUACAUUUGAUUGAGUUGGAGAUUGAUGUCAAUCAUUAUCUCACUACUUGAUGAGCAUGCCACAAGUGAUGGGAUGGCAAUCCUUCCUCAUGGCUUUUCGGUGCAUAUUGUCGGCGUUUCACGAGAGGUCUCAUCUAUAUCUCAUUAUGAUGGUGUUCUAUGAUUAUGGCGUGACUGUUUCAGUCCUGCAAAACCUGGGAUUUUGGCGGCAAGGCGUUGUGGCAAGAUAGAAUCGAGCAUCUGGACCAAAAAGUCUCGUUCGGCCAAUAUACUAGAAGUGCAAACAAUUGGACAAAAUUAGCAUCAGCUUUCUUCACGUUCAAGCAUAACAUAGGGUAUAUCGUCCAACUUAACGAAACACAGAACAAAAGACAGAUCAGAACUCACAUAGUCGAACCCAACAAGACAGUUGCCGCCACAACCAAACCCAAC